This is a messenger RNA of Zingiber officinale, 1448 nucleotides long. Its product is annotated as protein POLLENLESS 3-LIKE 2-like. Gene Ontology annotation, molecular function: protein binding. Bases 710 to 1243 code for a protein of 177 amino acids. Lineage: Eukaryota; Viridiplantae; Streptophyta; Magnoliopsida; Zingiberales; Zingiberaceae. The transcript has 4 exons. The record is from RefSeq and is a predicted model, not a curated record.
AUUUGAAAAAUUUAUCUAGGACAUCGAGUUAAACGAUCGAUUGAUUAUAUUAAAACAUAGCGAUAUAUCUAUAUGAUUGUAGUAAAACCUUAUACAACAUGUAGAAUCCAAAGUCCUUGUCAUUUCUUUUAGAGAAAAUUCAUGGCGCUCGCACACUAAAUUCUACAAAGCUUUGAUAUUAUUGAAUAUCUAAGGGUGCAUUUUGAUAAAUUUAUCAAAUGAUGGGUUGCAUUUGAAAUAAGCAACGGAAAAAGACAUUUAAGUAAAUUACCCUCCUCUUUUAUUUCGUAUUUGUUUGUCAAUCCGCAACGGCUACAUUUCCAACGGUCGAUUCUCCCACGCUUCCUUCCUCGCGGCUCCUCCUCGUCCUCCUUCCUCGUGAUCUUCUUCUUCUUCGAUUCCUUCGGCCGCAGCACAUUACGCUGCAUAAGAUUCGAAGGAGGAGUUGAUGAUGCACGAGGCCUGGAAUGCCAACGCCCUCACCUGCAACCGGUCGGCGUCGAAGUCCGCACCUUGCUCCCCCAUCAAGCCCAUUCCGGGACCAAUCGCUCGCUCCGUUCCCUUCCAUGUCGCCCACAAGGUCCCCGUCGGCGGCACCCCCUACGUCAGCUCGAAACGGGUCCAGUGAUCCAUUGCGCCUCCUCCCUUCUCGAUCGAUCGAUCGGCCGCCAUCAACGCCGGCGACCGCGUUGACAGCGCUCUCAAGGACAUGUCCAUCGUAAUGAAGCAACAAAACCGAUCAGUCGCUCCGGCGGCUGUGAUCCGACCAGGCGCAGGAGUCGCUGUACCACAUACUGUUGGACUUGUACAAGAGGUGCGGGAGAUUGGACGAUUAAAUCGCGCCCCUGAUUCUCCUGAAGCACAGGCUUCAACUGAUCCAGAAGGAGCUCGCCUUCAACAGAAGCGAACCAAGAUGGCGCGAUCGAAGGGGAGGAAGUUCCAGGUGACGCUGGAGCAGGAAGCCACCAGACUCCUGGGGAACUUGGGAUGGGCGCUGAUGCAGAAGGAGAAGUACGCGGAGGCGGCCUACCGGCGCGCCAUUCAGAUCGGCGCCAAUCGCAAUAAGAUGUGCAACCUCGGCAUCUGCCUGACGAAGCAGGAGCGUAUCGCGGAGGCCAAGGACACGCUGAAGCGCGCGCGACAGGUGGCGGCAGACGUGGACAGCCUGCGCAGCGUGGAUGCGCUCCUCAAGGCCUUCGAGAGAGCACAGGAGAUGCUUCGGGAUCUCGAAUUGAAGCUCUAGUGCCGCACCGCCGGCGGCAGCGCCGACCAGAGUUGGGUCUUUGUUCGUCGGUUCCGCCUCUCGAUAUGGCAGCCCCAACCUUGCGUCGACUACCUGACAAUGCCACCUCUUUCUCCAUCUCCGGACGAUAAACCUCUUAGCCGACGAGAACGUCACUACCCUGAAUACAUCAAUAAUAAAACUGAAGGAUUCAUUUACAGUAGAA